Messenger RNA from Coregonus sp. 'balchen', 565 nucleotides. NCBI's taxonomy places the organism in Eukaryota, Metazoa, Chordata, Actinopteri, Salmoniformes, Salmonidae. The record is from the annotation of a GenBank genome assembly.
AUGGGACACCUCCAGGAGGUGGAGAGGAGGAGGUCCCAGAGCCCCGAGGAGCUCCAGGCCAUCCAGGAUGGAGUCAGGACCCUGGAGGCUCUGGUGUUUGCUGCAGACGAGACACACCAUGAGGAGACUAAGUUACCUCAGACUCCCGACUGCUGUGGUCAUUAGUGGUCAAUAUUAUUAGUCAGCUUUUCUAGAUGUUGAAGUGGAAAACUAUAAUAAGUUCCCAGGAUAAUAGGUGUCAAAUCUGGAUUGGUUGAUAUUUUUCUUUCCUUUCCAAUUGUUCUGUCUUUCUGUCCCAUGAUGCAUAGUCUUAUUUUGGUUGUGUUUUGAUCUUUGACCGCCAGGUCCCCAGCUGGUGGCCAUUCUCCUUCCCAUCCUAAUCUCUUGUCUGCUGGAUGAGAAUGCCCUGGCCUCUGCCCCCAUGCCCGCCCGCGCACUGCAUGAGUCGUCCCUGCAGGACCUGAUGCGCAUUGGCCCCCAGCACUCGUCCGUCUUCAAGGCCCUAACGGCCUCCUCGCCCCACAUGAAGGCCAGGCUGGAGGCUGCUGUCAAGGGCAACCAGAAU